AUGCUUUAUUACAAGACGUUGAUAACCGGUUCCGCUCUUGCUACUUGGGUCGGCGACACAACCGAGGCAAAUUCAACGUUGCUCGAGGCCGCCGCAAAACUUAGGGGUGUUAUAAAUGCACAACUUUGGGACGGGAAGUCUGGCGCAUUUCACGACAGCCUCGAAUCCCGCGAGAGCAAUACUGGCUUAUAUCCUCAAGAUGGCAAUGCCUUAGCAGUACUUUUCGACGUGGUGAACGCCACAUCAGAUCAGGCGCAGGAUAUAUCGUCCUCUUUGUCUAAGAACUGGACCCCAAUAGGAGCAGAAAGUCCAGAAUUAACUGGCGAAGUGUCAACAUUCAUAUCUUCAUUUGAAAUUCAAGCGCAUCUGUUAGCGGGCCAGGCGCAGCGGGCUUUAGAUUUGAUCCGUACUGGCUGGGGUUGGUAUCUAAACAACGAAAAUGGCACCCAGUCUACCAUGGUUGAGGGUUAUCUGGUGGAUGGAACUUGGGGCUACCGACACGAUGCUGGGUAUGAGGAGAACUACUCGUAUACUUCUCACUCUCAUGGAUGGGCUACCGGACCGGUCACAGCGUUGACGGAAUAUAUCCUCGGUCUCAGUGUUACUGGCCUCGCGGGUUCGACUUGGCGAAUUGCGCCUCAGUUUGGAGAUCUAUCACAUGCUGAAGGUGGUUUCACGACUAGUUUGGGAAAAUACUUCGCAAGCUGGACGGUAAAUAGCAACGGCAGCUAUACAUUAGACUAUAAAGUGCCUGAAGGUACCUCUGGCGUGCUGGUGCUCCCGACUCCUAAUCAGAACGAGAGAUAUAAGGUGUUGGUUGAUGGAAAGGAAAUGCCAAAGAAUCUUGGCAAAUCUGUCGAAACAAAAGGAAAUAGGCAACAGCACAUCUUCAAGGGGACAAGUGGGCGACACCACAUUGAGGUCAGUUAA
Daldinia childiae is the source of this 930-nucleotide messenger RNA. RefSeq names its product putative bacterial alpha-l-rhamnosidase domain protein. The transcript is spliced from 2 exons. Gene Ontology annotation, biological process: carbohydrate metabolic process. The record is from RefSeq and is a predicted model, not a curated record. Bases 1 to 930 code for a protein of 309 amino acids. Lineage: Eukaryota; Fungi; Ascomycota; Sordariomycetes; Xylariales; Hypoxylaceae.